AUGGCUGGUUACAAAGACGAUAUUGUAAUGGAAAUAACACCGCAGGUGCUUCUCAAAGCCUAUGCCUGCGGCCUGUUCCCCAUGGCUGAAUCCGCAGAUGAUCCGGGCUUGUUCUGGCUGGAGCCUGAGCACCGCGGAAUUCUGCCGUUUGCCGAUUUUCAUAUGCCACGGCGAUUGAGACGCACGAUACGAAAUGAUGUCUUCGAAAUUCGGGUCAGCACCGAUUUCCAGGGCAUUAUUGACGGUUGUGCGGAACCGAUGCCGGGUCGUCAGAAAACCUGGAUAAACCGGGAAAUCCGACGGCUCUACGGAGAGCUGUUCGAGAUGGGGCAUUGCCACACGGUCGAAGCCUGGCAGCACGGCGAACUUGUGGGUGGACUUUACGGUGUCAGCUUGAACGGUGCCUUCUUCGGCGAAAGCAUGUUUACCUUCCGGACCGAUGCGUCAAAGGUGUGUCUUGCACAUCUCGUCGCCCGACUGAUCGUCGGCGGUUACUCCCUGCUGGACACCCAGUUUGUGACCGAUCAUCUGACCAGGUUCGGCACACAGGAGGUCUCGCAGGCCGACUACAACAGUCUGCUGGCCGAGGCUCUCAAGCUCGAAACCGACUAUUACGCGUUAUCGCCCCAGGCAACUGGCCAGGAGGUAUUGACAGUUCUGGACUCCUGGCAUUCCGAAUAA
Molecule: messenger RNA, 681 nt
Organism: Effrenium voratum
Lineage: Eukaryota; Dinophyceae; Suessiales; Symbiodiniaceae
Source: the annotation of a GenBank genome assembly